AUGUCGGCCCCCGUGUCGAUUGUUUGCCGCAAGCGAUCCUCCUCGGGCAACGAGGACGCUUCUUCCGACGAUAGCUCGCACAAACGUGCGAGGUCGAGCUCCCGCACUCGGAACGCCAACAAGAACCACUUCAACAAUGUGGAUCCCUUCAAGAUGAACAACAUCAAGCAGCUCAUUAACGACGUCGCCGAGAAAAUCGAGAAAAGUCGUCGUGCCAGUAGUGGUCAAACCUCCGAGGCUACCAUGAGCUUCGGCUCCCCGUCCUCUCACACUUCCACCAAAUCCACCACCUCCGGCCAAGUCGACUUCGGCUUCGGCGUCGACACCAGCGGCGACGUCUUCACUUUCCAUCAAAGACCCGUCUACAAAGAGUUGGCUGACUUGCCCACCACUCCGCCGAGAACCGGCAGCGCUCCUUCGUCUCCAGAGCCCCCCAAGAAGAAACGCAGCAGGACCCAGAAGCGUGCCGAUGCCAAGCGCCGGCAGAAGGUCAGAGAGCAGGGCGAGAGGGAAGCGCGCCAAGCCGAGGCAGCCAAAGAAGCUGAAAAGCUCAGGCAAGCCAAGCAGGACGAGAGGCAAGCCAAGCAAGCCGAGACAGCCAAAGAAGUCGAAAAGCUCAGGCAAGCCAAAAAGCUCAAGAAAAAGCUCAACGCUAUCCAGAACAACAGCAUUCCGUCGUCGCCGUCUCCUAUGUUGAUGCAGUUGGACGCACCGGUGGACGAGGACGUCGAAUCCUGGGGCGCCCGCAUCCAGGAUGAGCUCAUCGAGGCCAAGGCUGAGAUGGUGUCGAUGAAAAGGACCAUCGACUUCCUCAUGGCCCAGGUCCAGUAUCUGCAGGCGAAGGCGGACGGGCACGCGGCUAUCAAUCAGGCUGCGCUGAGGGAGAUGCAGGCUGUUCGCAGCGGUGCCGCACGACUCCUUCUCAACCGUUCGGAUAUCACCGUUGAAGACCAUCGGAUUCUGAAGGGCAUCGCGUCCGAGUCGCCAUCGUCGCCGCUCUGA
Molecule: messenger RNA, 1002 nt
Organism: Neurospora tetraspora
Lineage: Eukaryota; Fungi; Ascomycota; Sordariomycetes; Sordariales; Sordariaceae
Exons: 1
Coding region: 1-1002 (333 amino acids)
Source: RefSeq, a predicted model, not a curated record